AUGACGAGUUCUGGAGAAGGACAUAAUGAUAUUGCAACGAUGAACCAAAAGUUUGCUUCAUUGGAUAUGUUUGAUUCUCCAAAAGUGAGAACUGAGAGAGAAGGGAGACCAACUCGCUUACUGGAAGGAUUACAAUCCGUGAACGCUGAAACAGCUUUUACACAAACGCAUCCUUUUCAACAUGAAUGGACGUUAUGGUUCUUGAAGCCUCCAACGCAAGGCUUGGAAUGGGGCGAUUUAUUAAAAGAGAUUAUAUCAUUUAAAACUGUAGAAGAAUUUUGGGGUAUUUUCAAAACAAUUGCGAAAGCAUCCAUGCUUCCUGCGAAAUCAGACUAUUCGUUCUUUCUCAGAGGCAUACGCCCAGAAUGGGAAGAUCCCAACAAUAUGAAUGGAGGAAAGUGGGCUUUCCAAAGCAAGCACAAAGGAUCGAAUUUGGAUGAGCUAUGGUUAUAUAUGGUCCUUGCAGCAUUAGGUGAAACGUUGGACCCUACCGGUAAAGAAGUCACAGGUGUUGUUUGUAACAUGAGAAGGGGAUUUUACAGAAUUGCUGUGUGGACGCGUAAUUGUAAUGACAGAGAAAUUUUGGAAAGAAUUGGUCUUCGUUUUAAAGAAAUUUUGGGCAUAUCUGAGAAAGAAACUAUAGAAUAUAGUGCUCACGAAGACUCUUCGAAGGCUGGCAGUAUGCGCGCCAAGACCCGUAUGAGUUUGUAA
This is a messenger RNA of Schizosaccharomyces osmophilus, 711 nucleotides long. RefSeq names its product translation initiation factor eIF4E, 4F complex E subunit isoform 2, stress response factor (gene tif452). The transcript is spliced from 3 exons. Lineage: Eukaryota; Fungi; Ascomycota; Schizosaccharomycetes; Schizosaccharomycetales; Schizosaccharomycetaceae. Bases 1 to 711 code for a protein of 236 amino acids. Gene Ontology annotation, biological process: translational initiation. The record is from RefSeq and is a predicted model, not a curated record. Gene Ontology annotation, cellular component: eukaryotic translation initiation factor 4F complex; cytoplasm. Gene Ontology annotation, molecular function: translation initiation factor activity; RNA 7-methylguanosine cap binding.